Corylus avellana is the source of this 2609-nucleotide messenger RNA. RefSeq names its product cytokinin dehydrogenase 6-like. Gene Ontology annotation, molecular function: FAD binding; cytokinin dehydrogenase activity. Gene Ontology annotation, biological process: cytokinin metabolic process. The record is from RefSeq and is a predicted model, not a curated record. Lineage: Eukaryota; Viridiplantae; Streptophyta; Magnoliopsida; Fagales; Betulaceae.
UUAAACUUCUUUCACCUUUGCUUCCCCCAUCUCUUCUGACCAAAAAAAAAAAUAUGGGAUACCCACCAGCUAGCUUCCUCAGACGAAACAACAUUCUUCUCAUAAGAGGCUUCAUGAUCUUGUUCUUAAGCUGUGUAACUAUCAGAAUAAACCUUUCUUUUUCCAGCAUCCCUUCUACAUUAAGAGCAAUUCCCCUUGAUGGGCAUUUCAACUUUGACGAAGUUCACCUUGCAGCCAGAGAUUUUGGCAACAGGUACCAGUUCCUCCCAGCAGCAGUACUGCAUCCAAAGUCAGUUUCUGAUAUAGCCACAACCAUAAAGCAUAUUUGGCAGAUGGGUCCUCAUUCAGGGCUCACAGUUGCAGCGAGAGGCCAUGGCCACUCACUCCAGGGCCAAUCACAAGCACAUCAAGGAAUUGUGAUUAACAUGGAAUCGCUCCAUGGCCCAGAUAUGCAGGUUUCCGCUGGAAAUUCUCCAUAUGUGGAUGUCUCUGGUGGUGAGCUGUGGAUAAAUAUCCUGCAUGAAAGCCUGAAAUACGGGUUAGCACCAAAAUCAUGGACAGACUACCUACAUCUAACUGUUGGUGGUACGCUAUCUAAUGCAGGGAUCAGUGGUCAGGCAUUUCGCCAUGGCCCCCAGAUCAGUAAUGUCCACCUGCUGGAGGUUGUAACAGGAAAAGGGGAGGUUGUAACUUGUUCGGAGAAGCAGAACAGCGACCUCUUUCACAGUGUUCUUGGAGGACUUGGCCAGUUCGGCAUUAUAACCCGAGCAAGAAUAUUGCUGGAACCAGCACCUGAUAUGGUAAAAUGGAUUAGAGUGCUAUACUCAGAUUUCACGACAUUUGCAAUCGACCAAGAACAUCUUAUAUCUGUAGAAAAGACGUUUGAUUAUGUUGAAGGAUUUGUGAUAAUAAACAGGACCGGUCUGCUGAAUAACUGGAGAUCAUCAUUUAAUCCGCAAGACCCAGUUCAAGCCAGGCAGUUCAAGUCAGAUGGAAAGACUCUCUUCUGCCUAGAGUUGGCCAAAUACUUCCACCUAGACGAGACCGAAGUAGCAAAUCAGGAAAUUGAGAACUUAUUGUCUCAAUUAAGCUAUAUUAAAUCAACACUUUUCCAAUCAGAAGUUACGUAUGUAGAGUUCCUGGACAGGGUGCACGUGUCAGAGGUGAAAUUACGGUCAAAAGGCUUGUGGGAAGUUCCACAUCCAUGGCUCAAUCUUUUCAUACCUAAAAGCAAAAUACACAAUUUUGCAGAUGAGGUCUUUGGCAAUAUCCUUACAGAAACAAGCAAUGGCCCUAUCCUCAUCUAUCCAGUGAACAAAUCAAAGUGGGAUAACAGAACUUCUACUGUCAUUCCAGAGGAAGAUAUUUUCUACCUAGUCGCAUUCCUUACCUCUGCAGUGCCCUCUUCAACAGGAACUGAUGGAUUAGAACACAUAUUAACUCAGAACAAAAGAAUUCUAGAAUACUGUGAAACUGCCCAUCUUGGGAUGAAGCAAUAUCUGCCCCAAUACAGUACACAGGAAGAGUGGCGGGCCCACUUUGGCCCAAAGUGGGAAGUUUUUGUACAGAGAAAAUCUGCUUAUGACCCAUUGGCAGUACUUGCUCCUGGCCAAAGAAUAUUUCAAAAGGCAAUAAUGUUCUCAUGACAGCAGCCGCAAAAUAUAACUUUUCUUUUUUAAAAGAAGAGGCCCUUACAGCAUGUGGGAAAAAAUGCCUCAGCCAUAAAAAUUGGUAAAUAUCAUAUUCGUACGACUUUUCAUGUAAGAUGAGUGUAACAUGGAGGCUGCAGGGGCUGGUAGAAAUUUCUUCAACAAUCAGCUAUUGAUAUGAAUUAUAGCUGCCACUGUGAAAGAAACUGGACAUCACCAGCCCUAUUAAAGGGUGUAUAUAUCGAAUUUGUAAAGACCAACUACUUCCUCCGAUAAUCAGUCUCAAAGACAAGAUUUAAUAUUGUUUUACCGCAAAGAAAUGUAACAUACUCAAAACAAAUGAAGGGCUAGUUCACGCAACACCAACAUAAAUUCAAGAGCGCGCAAAGUUAAAAACGGGCAUAUCCAAAUGCCAAGAAGAAAUUUAUCCACUUGUUGCAACUUGCAAAAUUUAUUGUGGUUAGUCUAAAUGCGCAUAUACCUAUAUGAAAUAAUUCAGUCAUAUUUUAACUAAUUAGUAUUUUCGCAUCAACUUUUAGUUAACCUUAACCAGCAUCAUAUUUACCAUAGUGUGGCAAAAAAAUCAAUAGCAACUACAACAGUGAUCAUUCAGAUUUUAAGCUAACAGAUGCCUCCAACAUUAACUUCUCCCAAAGUGAUUACACACAACAUGAAAUAACAUUAAAUCAGUCCGCUCUUAAUCAACCUUCCUUCUGUUUUAUUAUGUACAGAAUUUUAAUCACAAUAAUCAAAAGGACACUGAUUGUGUACUUGGGUUGAUUCCUGUAGGCGCUUUAUAAUGAAUUUAUCUAUCAAAGUAAAAAUCCUGUCAAAAAGACACAUUUAAUUUCUUAUAUUGGUGCUGUCAGACCCAAGUAAUUCUGCAUACUGUUCAUCUUUAUGAGGUGCAAGGUAAGGCAAAAAUUCAAUUUCAAGCAGGAAUCUUAAAAUAUGCAUUAG